AUGGGCUCAUCAAGUAAACAGGAAGUCUACGUGACAGUAUCUGCCCUCGAGGCAGGACAACUCACUCUGCCUGAGCGUCUGUUCAUCACCGACGCCGAUCCCGAGAAGAGAGCCACCGUUCCUUCUUUGUCGUUUCUGAUACAGCACUCUUGUCCAGAUGGCAAAGUUACCAAGUUCGUCUUUGACCUGGGGCUCAAGCGUGAUCUAUCGAAAUACCCGCCCGCACAACAAGCACAUAUUGCCAACCGUCAACCCACCAUCCUCCAUCCAGACUGCGCCGACAGUCUGCGCGCAGGCGGCCUCGACCCGGCCAAGGAUAUUGACAUUGUCAUGUUAUCCCACGUCCACUGGGACCAUGAGGGCACUCCGGACGAUUUCCCCAACUCUCAGUUCGUCGUUGGCUCGGGCACACUGCACUUACUGAAGAAUGGAGCGCCGCCUCACUAUCCAAAGGAGAUCUUCAAUCCAGAUCUGCUACCCAGGGAUCGCACGUCCGAGCUACCGCCAACGAGCAACGAAAGUACCACCGCUGCGAAGUCACAGACGAAACAUACAUGGCAACCCUUCGCAGGAUUCCCUCACACAGUCGACUUCUUUGGCGACGGCAGCUUAUACGUUGUCGACUCUCCAGGACAUUUGUUUGGACACGUCAACCUUCUCGCACGUCUCAGUCACACGAAAUGGGUAUACUUGGGUGGUGAUUGUUGUCAUGAUCCGCGCAUCUUGACGGGUGAAAAAGACAUUGCACUAUAUGAUGACGGACACGGCGGGUUGAGGUCCGUACAUGUGGAUACGGAGAAAGCCAAGGCUACUCUGGCAAAGAUUGGACCGUUACUAAAGAAGCCGUGUCCCGUGUUUGAAACCGCAGCGAACGGAGAGCAAGUGGAGGUGGAGGUGAUUGUUGCCCAUGAUAAGGGGUGGCGGGAGGGGAAUAAGAACAGGUUCUUCCCUGGAACUCUGUAA
Messenger RNA from Cladophialophora psammophila CBS 110553, 963 nucleotides. RefSeq lists its product as uncharacterized. The record is from RefSeq and is a predicted model, not a curated record. NCBI's taxonomy places the organism in Eukaryota, Fungi, Ascomycota, Eurotiomycetes, Chaetothyriales, Herpotrichiellaceae. The coding region runs from base 1 to 963 and encodes 320 amino acids. The transcript has a single exon.